AUGGCUCUUAAGGCAGAAGGAAGGUCUUCCAUCUGGCCCGGUCCGCUGCCAUCUUUGAUUACCCACCGUGACCUGGCGUGUAGGAACAUCGUCCUGUCCUCCCCUGACGGACAUACCGGCCGUCUGGUCGCUAAAAUCUCCGAUUUCGGACUGGCCCGUGACGUGUACGUGACGACACAGUACAUGAGACACCCUCUGACCAACAUGCUGCUUCCAAUAAAGUGGAUGGCAAUAGAGUCUCUGAUCGAGGGUGUUUACAGCUGCAAGAGUGACAUGUGGGGGUUCGGCGUCGUGCUGUGGGAGAUAGCAACUCUGGGGGGAACACCUUAUCCCGAGGUCUGUGGGUACGAGACUCUGGUGACGAGACUCCGCCGAGGGUACCGCCUGCAGAAACCGAGCGGCUGUUCCGAUGAGCUGUACAAACUGAUGAACCUCUGCUGGCAGGAUGACCCGGAUGUAAGGCCCACGCCUGACGUGGUUGAGGAGAAAUUGGAGCAGCUGCUGCAGCAGGACCAGGUAGGAAACACCCUGCGGGGUCGUGUGGUGUAA
Branchiostoma belcheri (Belcher's lancelet) is the source of this 549-nucleotide messenger RNA. Its product is annotated as tyrosine-protein kinase receptor Tie-1-like. NCBI's taxonomy places the organism in Eukaryota, Metazoa, Chordata, Leptocardii, Amphioxiformes, Branchiostomatidae. Gene Ontology annotation, molecular function: ATP binding; transmembrane receptor protein tyrosine kinase activity. Bases 1 to 549 code for a protein of 182 amino acids. Gene Ontology annotation, biological process: multicellular organism development; cell surface receptor protein tyrosine kinase signaling pathway; protein phosphorylation. Gene Ontology annotation, cellular component: signaling receptor complex. The transcript has 5 exons. The record is from RefSeq and is a predicted model, not a curated record.